AUGUACUAUAUGUGUGCUGAAUCUGGUAAUUGCUUUAAUGUGCUGUUGGUUGGUUAUUUGCACACUCAUCACGCGCUGUUCAGUUGCCAGCUUUGCCACUGGCCUAAGAACAUCAAGUCCUCCUUGCCUACUCUGCUCAAGUUGCAGCGGCAGCUAAUGGAGAGCCCUGCUGGCCCAUCAUCAAGGAGGAAGCUACCGGGUGUGUACAUAGUCAAGCCGAAGCUGGAGCCUGGCGACGACUCGCUGCCUGCGCCGCUGGGUGAUGGCGAGGAUAAGGAGACCAACCCUUCUUCACGGCCAUCAUGCGUCUUGGGCUCUUACAUGUCCAGACUUCAGAAGCCUUGUCGGCUGGUCAUUAGGCUGAUCCACUUUAUUGCUCCCUCACUCAUUUGGGUACUGCUGAUGGUUCCUGAAGAUCGUCCAAGGCUCGGAGGUCCUGAUGUUCUUGUUGGAAGUCGGGUUAGCAAGUCCCUGAUCCACCCUUGGAUCACCUCGUUCCAGUCGAUGCCCCUCUCUAUCUUUGAGUGGUGUCAGACGGGUCGCGACCAGAAUACCAGUGGGCAUGGCACUAAGAUGAAGUUGAAGCCCGCCGAUGUCUUUGCCGAUUGGUCAAGACCUUGAUGCCGACCUUGUAACCCUCUUCCCCUUGUGUAGUCAUGUGGUGUGUGUUGAUCUCGUUUUCGCCUCUUCUCUAUUGGAGAGGUUUAGUUUCUCCCUACUUCUGCUUUUCUUUCUAACUCACUUGUACUCGUUUAAUCCUCUUAAUGAAUGAAAAAACAACACUGAUCGU
Lolium perenne is the source of this 790-nucleotide messenger RNA. The record is from RefSeq and is a predicted model, not a curated record. NCBI's taxonomy places the organism in Eukaryota, Viridiplantae, Streptophyta, Magnoliopsida, Poales, Poaceae.